Molecule: messenger RNA, 15738 nt
Organism: Melanotaenia boesemani (Boeseman's rainbowfish)
Lineage: Eukaryota; Metazoa; Chordata; Actinopteri; Atheriniformes; Melanotaeniidae
Gene: zanl
Product: zonadhesin, like
Exons: 104
Coding region: 1-15669 (5222 amino acids)
Cellular component (GO): membrane
Molecular function (GO): calcium ion binding; protein binding
Source: RefSeq, a predicted model, not a curated record
AUGGACAGAUUAACUGUUCUUAUUGUACUCUUAUGGAUGUGUGACUGCAGAGCAGAGAACAGCUUGCAGGAGAAGCAGAAAAAAGAUGCAGCGGUUCUGACCUCCUGUGACUUUAAUCAGGACGGCGACCCGUUCUGCCAGUUCAGGCAGGACACCUCCGACCAAGGCGACUGGACCCGCCAUAAGGGUGAAACCCCCACACCUGGCACUGGACCCAGCGGAGACUACCCUGAUGGAAGUGGUUACUACAUCUACCACGAGUGUGACAAUGUGUCCAAUGGACAAAAAGCCCGUCUGUUAAGUCCAGCUCUGUCCUCACCGGCCUCACAGAUCUGCAUCCAGUUUCAUUACUACAUGUACGGUUCAGACAGCCAAAAUUUGCUGAGGGUUCUGACCAAAAUACAGAGCAAUGAGCAGGUGGUCUGGAGCAGAACCGGCAUCCAGAGUCCAUCCUGGCUGAAGGAGUCCAUUACUGUGUCCAAAUCCAGCAGUCAGAGCAUCACUAUGGUGUUUGAGGCUCAGAGAGGUUUCUCUUCAUCCUGUGACACAGCUCUGGACAAUAUCAUCAUCACUGAAGGAGCAUGUCCCUCUUGUCUUUCUGGUUGUGAUUUCGACACUCUCGAUGAUCUGUGUGGGUGGACGACUCACACCGACAGUCCUGAUAUGUUUGGUUUCAGCCAGUGGACUGGACCAACAGAAACCGAUGGUACUGGACCUGACGAUGACUUCUCUAAACCUGGACUGGGAUCAUACAUGUUGCUGGAUUCACUUGAUGCCAUCGCUGGAGUCAGUGCUCAGAUCAGAAGUCCUCCGGUAACCCCCACCACUGGAUGUUUGGAGCUCACCUUCCACUACUACCUUUACGGUACCAGCACCACCAUGCAGCUCAGUGUCCACACCCUCACCUCAGCUGGAAGUCUUGGACCUGCUCUCUUCACCAUGAGGGGGAACCAGGGUCAUGGCUGGAAGCCCGCAGAGGUUCAAGUUGUGGGAAAUGGCGCCACUCAAUUUGUGAUUGUCGGUACCUAUGGAGAAACUCUUCAGACGGAUAUUGCUGUCGAUGCAGUGUGUAUCAGGACCUGCAACGUUCUGCCAACUACACCAAAACCAACAACUCCUGGACCAACUACACCAAAACCUACUUCUGGACCAACCACACCUAAACCCACUCCUGGACCAACUACAUCAAAACCAAUUACAACCAAACCACCAAAUCCCUGUCCUCCUAAUGCGGAGUAUAUAGAUUGUGGUCCAGCUUGUAUCCCCACCUGUAUGGCACCCUCCACCAACUGUUCUGGCUCAUGUAUCAGUGGCUGUUUCUGCAAACCGGGAUUUGUCUUCAAGGGACGACACUGUGUGCCACUGGAGAAAUGUGGCUGUUUGGAUGACCAGAAUAACUAUUAUGAGCCUGGUGAAGUUGUAUUUGGAGAUGGCUGUACAAAGCUGUGUCGCUGUGCAGGGAACUACACUUUGGAAUGUGUCGAUAACUCCUGUGACCCCACUGAAGAGUGUCGAGAGGUUAAUGGUGUUCCAGCCUGUUAUCCUAAAGGUACAUCCACCUGCAUAGCAUCUGGUGAUCCUCACUACACCACCUUCGACAAACACACAUACAAUUUCAUGGGCAACUGUAGCUAUCUGAUGUCUGCACGCUGUAACGACACAAGCCUGCCAUACUUUGAGGUCCACACUGACAAUGAAAAUCGAUAUAACACUCCCACCAUCUCCUAUGUGAAGGCUGUACAUGUAUAUGUGCACAUGCAGAAAAUCUCCAUCCUGAAAGGUGGUACUGUUCAGGUGAAUGGGACCAACACCAACCUACCAGUGACUCCAGUCUCUGGUGUUUCUGUGUUCCAAUCAGGAAAACAUUACACUGUGUCCAUGGACUUUGGUGUAACUGUUCGCUAUGAUGGAAACCAUUUCAUGGAUAUCAAAGUAAUCAAAGACUAUCAGGAUAAACUGUGUGGACUGUGUGGAGACUAUAAUGGAAAUGCUAAAGAUGAUUUCCGCAAACCAAAUGGAACCAUGGCAACCAAUGCUGAUGAAUUUGGACACAGCUGGAAUACUGAUCCUGAGUGUAAUAAGAAACCCAACAGCACCAUUCCUGGAUGUGAUGAUGAGGAGAAGGAAUUAUAUGAGAGCUCUGGAUACUGUGGUAUUCUGCUGGACAAAAAGGGUCCGUUUGCUGUGUGCCAUCCCAAAGUCAACCCCAAUAAUUACUUCAGAGACUGUUUGUUUGACUUGUGUGAGUUGGAUGGAGCCAAACCUAUUCUGUGUGAAGCCAUUGAAGCUUACGUCAAUGAGUGCCAGGACCGUGGGGUCAACAUUGGAUCCUGGAGGAAUGAAACCUUUUGCCCACUCACAUGCCCCCCCAACAGCCACUAUGAGCCUUGUGCAGACCCCUGUCAAGAGACGUGCUCUGGGAAACCUCCGUUCUGUGGUGGGCCCUGCUCGGAGGGCUGUGUGUGUGAUCCUGGAUUUGUUUUGAGUGCUGGAAAAUGUGUGAAGAAGAAUUCAUGUGGCUGCAAACACACCAAUGGCCAGUACUAUGAGCCUGGAGAGGAGUUUUAUGUGGAAGACUGUAAACUCAAGUGUAGGUGUGAUGCCCCCUUCGUUACCUGCUUUGCCUCUGACUGCCCUCCGAUGCACGAGUGUAAACUCCAGGACGGAGAGCUUGGCUGUUAUCCCACCAGCUCUCAGGACUGUGUAGUAUCUGGAGAUCCUCACUACAACACGUUUGACAAGAAGUUCUUCAGCUUCAUGGGAACUUGCACCUACACACUGGCCAGAACAUGCAGGAACACCACAGGUCCCUGGUUCUCUGUGGAAGGGAAGAACGAGGAGAGAGGAGCUCCAGGUCUGUCCUAUCUGAGGAAACUCUAUGUCACUGUGAAUGGGAUCACUGUGACCCUGAUGAAGGCCAGGAGAACUCUGGUGAAUGGUGUCCGUGUAGCCCUCCCACAUUCCCCCUCCCCUCUCAUGUCCCUCAGCCUGGCCGGUCAGUACAUCACCCUGCAGACCCCCUUUGGGCUGCAGGUCCGUUGGGAUGGAAACCAUUACGCCCAGAUCUCAGUUCCCAGCUCCUACUACGACCAGAUGUGUGGCCUCUGUGGCGACUAUGAUGGAAACCCAGACAAUGACUUCACCAGACCAGAUGGCACCUUGGUGGGAAACGUCAAUGACUUUGGGAACAGCUGGCAGACGAAAGAAGACGAGGACGAAACAUGUAACUCAGGAACUAACCCUGAUCCGGAUUGCGACCCAAACCUGGAGGCUGAGGUAGUGAAACCGGACAAGUGUGGCAAAAUCAAAGACCCUGCUGGACCCUUCAGGGAGUGUAUCAGUGUGGUGGAUCCUACUCCGUUUUUCCAAAGUUGUGUCUAUGACAUGUGCCAGUUGGGCGGUCAGCAGCAGGCACUAUGUGACCAGCUCCAGGCCUACACUGAUGCCUGCCAACGGGCCGGAGCCACGGUCCACCAGUGGAGGACUCCAGAGUUCUGCCCCCUGGCCUGUCCUCCAAACAGCUCCUACUCCCUGUGCGUGAGCUCAUGUCCUGAAACCUGUGUGGGCAUGGUGGGACCGCCCGGCUGUGAGAAUGUGUGUGUUGAAGGCUGUGAGUGUAACCCGGGCUUCAUCCUGAGUGACGACCGCUGUGUGUCUCUGGCGGACUGUGGCUGUGUGGACACCAGUGGAGGCUACCACCCUGCAGGUGAUGACUGGUACUUAGAGGGUUGUAUGCAGAAGUGUGAGUGUCACAGUGGAGGUCUGAUCCAGUGUCGUAACACUAGCUGUGAACCAGCUACGGAGAGCUGCCAGCUUCAUGAUGGAGAGUAUGAAUGCCGCCCUCUGGUUUCAACAACUCCUGGACCAACUACAUCAAAACCAAUUACAACCAAACCACCAAAUCCCUGUCCUCCUAAUGCAGAGUAUAUAGAUUGUGGUCCAGCUUGUAUCCCCACCUGUAUGGCACCCUCCACCAACUGUUCUGGCUCAUGUAUCAGUGGCUGUUUCUGCAAACCGGGGUUUGUCUUCAAGGGACGACACUGUGUGCCACUGGAGAAAUGUGGCUGUUUGGAUGACCAGAAUAACUAUUAUGAGCCUGGUGAAGUUGUAUUUGGAGAUGGCUGUACAAAGCUGUGUCGCUGUGCAGGGAACUACACUUUGGAAUGUGUCGAUAACUCCUGUGACCCCACUGAAGAGUGUCGAGAGGUUAAUGGUGUUCCAGCCUGUUAUCCUAAAGGUACAUCAACCUGCAUAGCAUCUGGUGAUCCUCACUACACCACCUUCGACAAACACACAUACAAUUUCAUGGGCAACUGUAGCUAUCUGAUGUCUGCACGCUGCAACGACACAAGCCUGCCAUACUUUGAGGUCCACACUGACAAUGAAAAUCGAUAUAACACUCCCACCAUCUCCUAUGUGAAGGCUGUACAUGUAUAUGUGCACAUGCAGAAAAUCUCCAUCCUGAAAGGUGGUACUGUUCAAGUGAAUGGGACCAACACCAACCUACCAGUGACUCCAGUCUCUGGUGUUUCUGUGUUCCAAUCAGGAAAACAUUACACCGUGUCCAUGGACUUUGGUGUAACUGUUCGCUAUGAUGGAAACCAUUUCAUGGAUAUCAAAGUAAUCAAAGACUAUCGGGAUAAACUGUGUGGACUGUGUGGAGACUAUAAUGGAAAUGCUAAAGAUGAUUUCCGCAAACCAAAUGGAACCAUGGCAACCAAUGCUGAUGAAUUUGGACACAGCUGGAAUACUGAUCCUGAGUGUAAUAAGAAACCCAACAGCACCAUUCCUGGAUGUGAUGAUGAGGAGAAGGAAUUAUAUGAGAGCUCUGGAUACUGUGGUAUUCUGCUGGACAAAAAGGGUCCGUUUGCUGUGUGCCAUCCCAAAGUCAACCCCAAUAAUUACUUCAGAGACUGUUUGUUUGACUUGUGUGAGUUGGAUGGAGCCAAACCUAUUCUGUGUGAAGCCAUUGAAGCUUACGUCAAUGAGUGCCAGGACCGUGGGGUCAACAUUGGAUCCUGGAGGAAUGAAACCUUUUGCCCACUCACAUGCCCCCCCAACAGCCACUAUGAGCCUUGUGCAGACCCCUGUCAAGAGACGUGCUCUGGGAAACCUCCGUUCUGUGGUGGGCCCUGCUCGGAGGGCUGUGUGUGUGAUCCUGGAUUUGUCUUGAGUGCUGGAAAAUGUGUGAAGAAGAAUUCAUGUGGCUGCAAACACACCAACGGCCAGUACUAUGAGCCUGGAGAGGAGUUUUAUGUGGAAGACUGUAAACUCAAGUGUAGGUGUGACGCCCCCUUCGUUACCUGCUUUGCCUCUGACUGCCCUCCGAUGCACGAGUGUAAACUCCAGGACGGAGAGCUUGGCUGUUAUCCCACCAGCUCUCAGGACUGUGUAGUAUCUGGAGAUCCUCACUACAACACGUUUGACAAGAAGUUCUUCAGCUUCAUGGGAACUUGCACCUACACACUGGCCAGAACAUGCAGGAACACCACAGGUCCCUGGUUCUCUGUGGAAGGGAAGAACGAGGAGAGAGGAGCUCCAGGUCUGUCCUAUCUGAGGAAACUCUAUGUCACUGUGAAUGGGAUCACUGUGACCCUGAUGAAGGCCAGGAGAACUCUGGUGAAUGGUGUCCGUGUAGCCCUCCCACAUUCCCCCUCCCCUCUCAUGUCCCUCAGCCUGGCCGGUCAGUACAUCACCCUGCAGACCCCCUUUGGGCUGCAGGUCCGUUGGGAUGGAAACCAUUACGCCCAGAUCUCAGUUCCCAGCUCCUACUACGACCAGAUGUGUGGCCUCUGUGGCGACUAUGAUGGAAACCCAGACAAUGACUUCACCAGACCAGAUGGCACCUUGGUGGGAAACGUCAAUGACUUUGGGAACAGCUGGCAGACGAAAGAAGACGAGGACGAAUCAUGUAACUCAGGAACUAACCCUGAUCCGGAUUGUGACCCAAACCUGGAGGCUGAGGUAGUGAAACCGGACAAGUGUGGCAAAAUCAAAGACCCUACUGGACCCUUCAGGGAGUGUAUCAGUGUGGUGGAUCCUACUCCGUUUUUCCAGAGUUGUGUCUAUGACAUGUGCCAGUUGGGCGGUCAGCAGCAGGCACUAUGUGACCAGCUCCAGGCCUACACUGAUGCCUGCCAACGGGCCGGAGCCACGGUCCACCAGUGGAGGACUCCAGAGUUCUGCCCCCUGGCCUGUCCUCCAAACAGCUCCUACUCCCUGUGCGUGAGCUCAUGUCCUGAAACCUGUGUGGGCAUGGUGGGACCGCCCGGCUGUGAGGAUGUGUGUGUGGAAGGCUGUGAGUGUAACCCGGGCUUCAUCCUGAGUGACGACCGCUGUGUGUCUCUGGCGGACUGUGGCUGUGUGGACACCAGUGGAGGCUACCACCCUGUAAGUGAUGACUGGUACUUAGAGGGUUGUAUGCAGAAGUGUGAGUGUCACAGUGGAGGUCUGAUCCAGUGUCGUAACACUAGCUGUGAACCAGCUACGGAGAGCUGCCAGCUUCAUGAUGGAGAGUAUGAAUGCCGCCCUCUGGAUCCCUGUCCUCCUAAUGCAGAGUAUAUAGAUUGUGGUCCAGCUUGUAUCCCCACCUGUAUGGCACCCUCCACCAACUGUUCUGGUUCAUGUAUCAGUGGCUGUUUCUGCAAACCGGGGUUUGUCUUCAAGGGACGACACUGUGUGCCACUGGAGAAAUGUGGCUGUUUGGAUGACCAGAAUAACUAUUAUGAGCCUGGUGAAGUUGUAUUUGGAGAUGGCUGUACAAAGCUGUGUCGCUGUGCAGGGAACUACACUUUGGAAUGUGUCGAUAACUCCUGUGACCCCACUGAAGAGUGUCGAGAGGUUAACGGUGUUCCAGCCUGUUAUCCUAAAGGUACAUCAACCUGCAUAGCAUCUGGUGAUCCUCACUACACCACCUUCGACAAACACACAUACAAUUUCAUGGGCAACUGUAGCUAUCUGAUGUCUGCACGCUGCAACGACACAAGCCUGCCAUACUUUGAGGUCCACACUGACAAUGAAAAUCGAUAUAACACUCCCACCAUCUCCUAUGUGAAGGCUGUACAUGUAUAUGUGCACAUGCAGAAAAUCUCCAUCCUGAAAGGUGGUACUGUUCAAGUGAAUGGGACCAACACCAACCUACCAGUGACUCCAGUCUCUGGUGUUUCUGUGUUCCAAUCAGGAAAACAUUACACCGUGUCCAUGGACUUUGGUGUAACUGUUCGCUAUGAUGGAAACCAUUUCAUGGAUAUCAAAGUAAUCAAAGACUAUCAGGAUAAACUGUGUGGACUGUGUGGAGACUAUAAUGGAAAUGCUAAAGAUGAUUUCCGCAAACCAAAUGGAACCAUGGCAACCAAUGCUGAUGAAUUUGGACACAGCUGGAAUACUGAUCCUGAGUGUAAUAAGAAACCCAACAGCACCAUUCCUGGAUGUGAUGAUGAGGAGAAGGAAUUAUAUGAGAGCUCUGGAUACUGUGGUAUUCUGCUGGACAAAAAGGGUCCGUUUGCUGUGUGCCACCCCAAAGUCAACCCCAAUAAUUACUUCAGAGACUGUUUGUUUGACUUGUGUGAGUUGGAUGGAGCCAAACCUAUUCUGUGUGAAGCCAUUGAAGCUUACGUCAAUGAGUGCCAGGACCGUGGGGUCAACAUUGGAUCCUGGAGGAAUGAAACCUUUUGCCCACUCACCUGCCCCCCCAACAGCCACUAUGAGCCUUGUGCAGACCCCUGUCAAGAGACGUGCUCUGGGAAACCUCCGUUCUGUGGUGGGCCCUGCUCGGAGGGCUGUGUGUGUGAUCCUGGAUUUGUUUUGAGUGCUGGAAAAUGUGUGAAGAAGAAUUCAUGUGGCUGCAAACACACCAACGGCCAGUACUAUGAGCCUGGAGAGGAGUUUUAUGUGGAAGACUGUAAACUCAAGUGUAGGUGUGACGCCCCCUUCGUUACCUGCUUUGCCUCUGACUGCCCUCCGAUGCACGAGUGUAAACUCCAGGACGGAGAGCUUGGCUGUUAUCCCACCAGCUCUCAGGACUGUGUAGUAUCUGGAGAUCCUCACUACAACACGUUUGACAAGAAGUUCUUCAGCUUCAUGGGAACUUGCACCUACACACUGGCCAGAACAUGCAGGAACACCACAGGUCCCUGGUUCUCUGUGGAAGGGAAGAACGAGGAGAGAGGAGCUCCAGGUCUGUCCUAUCUGAGGAAACUCUAUGUCACUGUGAAUGGGAUCACUGUGACCCUGAUGAAGGCCAGGAGAACUCUGGUGAAUGGUGUCCGUGUAGCCCUCCCACAUUCCCCCUCCUCUCUCAUGUCCCUCAGCCUGGCCGGUCAGUACAUCACCCUGCAGACCCCCUUUGGGCUGCAGGUCCGUUGGGAUGGAAACCAUUAUGCCCAGAUCUCAGUUCCCAGCUCCUACUACGACCAGAUGUGUGGCCUCUGUGGCGACUAUGAUGGAAACCCAGACAAUGACUUCACCAGACCAGAUGGCACCUUGGUGGGAAACGUCAAUGACUUUGGGAACAGCUGGCAGACGAAAGAAGACGAGGACGAAACAUGUAACUCAGGAACUAACCCUGAUCCGGAUUGUGACCCAAACCUGGAGGCUGAGGUAGUGAAACCGGACAAGUGUGGCAAAAUCAAAGACCCUGCUGGACCCUUCAGGGAGUGUAUCAGUGUGGUGGAUCCUACUCCGUUUUUCCAGAGUUGUGUCUAUGACAUGUGCCAGUUGGGCGGUCAGCAGCAAGCACUAUGUGACCAGCUCCAGGCCUACACUGAUGCCUGCCAACGGGCCGGAGCCACGGUCCACCAGUGGAGGACUCCAGAGUUCUGCCCCCUGGCCUGUCCUCCAAACAGCUCCUACUCCCUGUGCGUGAGCUCAUGUCCUGAAACCUGUGUGGGCAUGGUGGGACCACCCGGCUGUGAGGAGGUGUGUGUGGAAGGCUGUGAGUGUAACCCGGGCUUCAUCCUGAGUGACGACCGCUGUGUGUCUCUGGCGGACUGUGGCUGUGUGGACACCAGUGGAGGCUACCACCCUGUAAGUGAUGACUGGUACUUAGAGGGUUGUAUGCAGAAGUGUGAGUGUCACAGUGGAGGUCUGAUCCAGUGUCGUAACACUAGCUGUGAACCAGCUACGGAGAGCUGCCAGCUUCAUGAUGGAGAGUAUGAAUGCCGCCCUCUGGAUCCCUGUCCUCCUAAUGCGGAGUAUAUAGAUUGUGGUCCAGCUUGUAUCCCCACCUGUAUGGCACCCUCCACCAACUGUUCUGGUUCAUGUAUCAGUGGCUGUUUCUGCAAACCGGGGUUUGUCUUCAAGGGACGACACUGUGUGCCACUGGAGAAAUGUGGCUGUUUGGAUGACCAGAAUAACUAUUAUGAGCCUGGUGAAGUUGUAGUUGGAGAUGGCUGUACAAAGCUGUGUCGCUGUGCAGGGAACUACACUUUGGAAUGUGUCGAUAACUCCUGUGACCCCACUGAAGAGUGUCGAGAGGUUAACGGUGUUCCAGCCUGUUAUCCUAAAGGUACAUCAACCUGCAUAGCAUCUGGUGAUCCUCACUACACCACCUUCGACAAACACACAUACAAUUUCAUGGGCAACUGUAGCUAUCUGAUGUCUGCACGCUGCAACGACACAAGCCUGCCAUACUUUGAGGUCCACACUGACAAUGAAAAUCGAUAUAACACUCCCACCAUCUCCUAUGUGAAGGCUGUACAUGUAUAUGUGCACAUGCAGAAAAUCUCCAUCCUGAAAGGUGGUACUGUUCAAGUGAAUGGGACCAACACCAACCUACCAGUGACUCCAGUCUCUGGUGUUUCUGUGUUCCAAUCAGGAAAACAUUACACCGUGUCCAUGGACUUUGGUGUAACUGUUCGCUAUGAUGGAAACCAUUUCAUGGAUAUCAAAGUAAUCAAAGACUAUCAGGAUAAACUGUGUGGACUGUGUGGAGACUAUAAUGGAAAUGCUAAAGAUGAUUUCCGCAAACCAAAUGGAACCAUGGCAACCAAUGCUGAUGAAUUUGGACACAGCUGGAAUACUGAUCCUGAAUGUAAUAAGAAACCCAACAGCACCAUUCCUGGAUGUGAUGAUGAGGAGAAGGAAUUAUAUGAGAGCUCUGGAUACUGUGGUAUUCUGCUGGACAAAAAGGGUCCGUUUGCUGUGUGCCAUCCCAAAGUCAACCCCAAUAAUUACUUCAGAGACUGUUUGUUUGACUUGUGUGAGUUGGAUGGAGCCAAACCUAUUCUGUGUGAAGCCAUUGAAGCUUACGUCAAUGAGUGCCAGGACCGUGGGGUCAACAUUGGAUCCUGGAGGAAUGAAACCUUUUGCCCACUCACCUGCCCCCCCAACAGCCACUAUGAGCCUUGUGCAGACCCCUGUCAAGAGACGUGCUCUGGGAAACCUCCGUUCUGUGGUGGGCCCUGCUCUGAGGGCUGUGUGUGUGAUCCUGGAUUUGUUUUGAGUGCUGGAAAAUGUGUGAAGAAGAAUUCAUGUGGCUGCAAACACACCAACGGCCAGUACUAUGAGCCUGGAGAGGAGUUUUAUGUGGAAGACUGUAAACUCAAGUGUAGGUGUGACGCCCCCUUCGUUACCUGCUUUGCCUCUGACUGCCCUCCGAUGCACGAGUGUAAACUCCAGGACGGAGAGCUUGGCUGUUAUCCCACCAGCUCUCAGGACUGUGUAGUAUCUGGAGAUCCUCACUACAACACGUUUGACAAGAAGUUCUUCAGCUUCAUGGGAACUUGCACCUACACACUGGCCAGAACAUGCAGGAACACCACAGGUCCCUGGUUCUCUGUGGAAGGGAAGAACGAGGAGAGAGGAGCUCCAGGUCUGUCCUAUCUGAGGAAACUCUAUGUCACUGUGAAUGGGAUCACUGUGACCCUGAUGAAGGCCAGGAGAACUCUGGUGAAUGGUGUCCGUGUAGCCCUCCCACAUUCCCCCUCCCCUCUCAUGUCCCUCAGCCUGGCCGGUCAGUACAUCACCCUGCAGACCCCCUUUGGGCUGCAGGUCCGUUGGGAUGGAAACCAUUACGCCCAGAUCUCAGUUCCCAGCUCCUACUAUGACCAGAUGUGUGGCCUCUGUGGCGACUAUGAUGGAAAGCCAGACAAUGACUUCACCAGACCAGAUGGCACCUUGGUGGGAAACGUCAACGACUUUGGGAACAGCUGGCAGACGGAAAAAGACGAGGACGAAUCAUGUAACUCAGGAACUAACCCUGAUCCGGAUUGUGACCCAAACCUGGAGGCUGAGGUAGUGAAACCGGACAAGUGUGGCAAAAUCAAAGACCCUGCUGGACCCUUCAGGGAGUGUAUCAGUGUGGUGGAUCCUACUCCAUUUUUCCAGAGUUGUGUCUAUGACAUGUGCCAGUUGGGCGGUCAGCAGCAGGUACUAUGUGACCAGCUUCAGGCCUACACUGAUGCCUGCCAACGGGCCGGCGCCACGGUCCACCAAUGGAGGACUCCAGAGUUCUGCCCCCUGGCCUGUCCUCCAAACAGCUCCUACUCCCUGUGUGUGAGCUCAUGUCCUGAAACCUGUGUGGGCAUGGUGGGACCGCCCGGCUGUGAGGAGGUGUGUGUGGAAGGCUGUGAGUGUAACCCGGGCUUCAUCCUGAGUGACGACCGCUGUGUGUCUCUGGCGGACUGUGGCUGUGUGGACACCAGUGGAGGCUACCACCCUGUGGGUGAUGACUGGUACUUAGAGGGUUGUAUGCAGAAGUGUGAGUGUCACAGUGGAGGUCUGAUCCAGUGUCGUAACACUAGCUGUGAACCAGCUACGGAGAGCUGCCAGCUUCAUGAUGGAGCGUAUGAAUGCCGCCCUCUGGGAAAUGGUAUCUGCUCAGUAUCCGGUGAUCCACACUACACAACAUUUGAUAAACACACCCACCAUUACAUGGGCGCCUGCUCCUACACCCUGACCAAACCUUGCAACUCCUCCUCGGACAUGCCCUACUUCACCGUGGACACCCAGAACGAGCACAGAGGAAGCAAUAAGAAAGUGUCCUACGUCAGAGCUGUGGUGAUCAAUGUGAACAAUGUAACCGUCAUCCUCGGGCAGGGUCGUAUCGUCCAGGUCAACGGGGCAGUGGUUGUUCCACCCGUAACCUCCAUCAGAGGAGUGAAGGUAUAUUUGAGUGGAAAGUUUGUGGUUCUGGAGACUUCCUUCGGCCUGAGGGUACGUUUCGAUGGAAACCACCACGCAGACGUCACCUUGCCAACAUCCUACAGCGGCCUGCUCUGUGGCAUGUGUGGGAACUUCAAUGGAAACUCCAAAGAUGACAAUGUGAAACCCGACAACACGGCGGCCUCUAACAGCAACGAACUGGGAGACAGCUGGCUGGUUCCUGACCCGCGACCCGACUGUAGCAAUGGUGGAGGACAGGAAGACUGUGACAAACAGGUGGAGGAGGACGCCAAGAAGCCCACCAGCUGUGGAAUUAUCCUGGAUCCCACUGGGAUCUUCAAGCCAUGCCACACUACCGUUCCCCCAGAGUUGUACUUUGGAAACUGUGUGUACGACAUGUGUGCUACUGGAGGUCAGACGGUGGCUCUGUGCCAGGCCAUUGAGAGCUACGCCGACAUGUGUGCUGCUGCGGGAGUUCACAUCCCAUGGAGAAACAAUACCUUCUGUCCCCUAAAGUGUUCCCCCGGCAGUCAUUACACCCCCUGUGGCCCUGCCUGCCCCCAGCCCAGCUGUCAGGACCCUGCAGGCCCCGGCGGCUCCUGUGACCUGCCUUGUGUGGAAGGUUGUGUCUGUGAUCCCAACCUGAUCCUGAGCGGAGACAGAUGUGUCCCACUCAAUGAGUGUGGAUGUACGGAUGAAGAUGGAAAAUACCGACCUACCGGAGACACCUGGUUCACAGAGAACGACUGCUCAGAGCGCUGCAGGUGCAAUGGGAACCACAACAUCACCUGUGAGCCGUGGCAGUGCAGCCCUGCUCAGGAGUGCAAGGUGGUGGAGGGAGUUCUGGACUGUCACUCCACAGGUAAGGGAGUGUGUCAUGUUGCUGGAGAUCCACACUACUACACUUUUGACGGAGUGAUGCAUACAUUCAUGGGAACCUGCACUUACACACUGGUGGAGGUGUGUAACACCACCAGAGUCACUCCCUUCAGAAUAGUGGCUAAAAAUGAGGAGCGUGGUCAACCGGAGGCCUCCUAUGUCCGUUCCGUCAAAGUCUUCUUGCCUCAUGACACCGUGGUGGAGCUGCAGAAAGGUCGCAGAGUUCUGCUGAAUGGGCGGAGGGUGAAAACUCCUCUCACCAUCAACCUAGUUGAAGCCAAAGUGAUCACGAGUGGCUCCUACAGUCUGCUGGACACAAACUUCGGUCUGCGCGUUAAGUUCGAUGGAGUCCACCACCUGGAGAUCACCGUUCCUGGAGACUACUUUGACAAGCUGUGUGGCAUGUGUGGAAAUUACAACCACAACUCCUCCGAUGACAACCUGAUGCCCAACAAGAAACCAGCCAAGGAUGUGAUUGAACUGGGAAACAGCUGGAAGUCAGAAGGAGACAGCGAUCCUGGCUGUAAGCCAGACACCCGUCCAGACAUCCAUCCCAACUGCACCACAGAGGAAGAGAAGCUGUUCGAGGCUCGGUGCGCUGAGGUCAUCCUCUCCGACCGCUUCAAGCCCUGCCACUCUCUGCUGCCCCCCGAGGCUUUCUUGGGUAACUGCAUCUACGACCUGUGUGAGUAUAACGGCAUGCCAGCCACGCUGUGCGACAACGUGGAGGCGUACGCUCAGGCCUGUCAGAGCGCGGGCGUGAAGAUCAGUUGGAGGAACUCCACCUUCUGCCCCCUACCCUGUCCCCCCAACAGCCAUUUUUCGGACUGCACACCCGCCUGUCCCCCAACCUGCUCCGACCUCUUCCCCAUGUUCUGCCACUUGCCUCCAACUGCCUGCGUGGAGGGCUGCCAGUGCAAUGCCGGCUUUGUCCUUAGUGACAGCAGCUGUGUCCCCCUGGACAGAUGUGGCUGUGUGGACCAGGACGGAGAGUACCACGACGUGGGAGACUCGUGGCUAACAGAUCGUUGUGCUGACUCCUGCACCUGUAAUCCAGGUGGUCAGAUCUCCUGUAAGGAGCAUGUCUGUAAUCCAAACUCGGUGUGCGCUACGGAUAAGGACGGAGACCUGUACUGCAGACCAAGCAAGUUCGACCAGUGCAGCAUCUCUGGAGACCCCCACUACCGAACCUUUGAUGGCUUCACCCAUCACUUCCAGGGUCCCUACACCUACGUCCUGACUCAGGACCACAACCUGCAAGGCUCAUUGGCGCCCCUGGUGGUGAGGGGAAAGAACAUCAGACGUGGGGGGAAUAGCAGAGUUUCAUUUCUGGAUCAGAUGUAUGUGGAUGUGUAUGACACCAACGUUCGCUUCCUGCCGAAGAAGACUGUACUGGUCAACGGGGAGCGUGUGACACCUCCUCUCAGGCCGGUUGAUGGUUUAACCAUCACCAUGAACUCUAGGCAAGUUCAGCUCACCACAGACUUUGGACUCACUGUACGCUUUGAUGGAAACAGUCGUGGAGAGAUCAUCCUCCCUAGCACCUACAGACACUCUGUCCGAGGACUGUGUGGGAACUAUGAUGGCAUCACCAGGAAUGAGUACAUGAAGCCAGACGGGACAGUAGUCAGGAACCUGAAUGAGUUUGGAGAAAGCUGGAGGGUCAGUGACCGGCAGGCUGACAGGGCCAAGAUCUACAACGCUCCAUUCACUGUCCACAUCCACAGGCGGGAGGUGGAAACUGAUCCAGAUUCAGGAUUUGAGACAUCAGACUGCUCUCAGGACCAGCUCACUGACUACAACAGUGUGACCAAGUGUGGAGCUCUGUCUCUGUCAGGGGGAUUGUUCGCCACCUGCCACGCUAGCAUACCUCCCAACCCCUACCAAGAAAACUGUGUGUUCGACCUGUGUGCUGAGAGCGGCAGCGAGGUGCUGCGCUGUGGCAGCUAUGAGGCGUACGCCGCAGCCUGUCAGGAGGCUGGAGUCGAACUGGGGUCAUGGAGGCAGCAGCUGGGCUGUGUCCUACAGUGUGAUGCCAACAGCACAUACUCAUCCUGCAUGUCGCCGUGCCCCGCCUCCUGCGCUGACCUGGCAGCACCCUCUGACUGUGACAUCACUUCCUGUGUUGAAGGCUGCCAGUGUGCGUCGGGCUUUGUCAUGAGCGAGGGAAGCUGUGUGCCAUACACACAGUGUGGCUGCACCUUCCUCAACAGAUACUACCCACUCUCAGAGAAGUUUGUAACUGAAGACUGUUCCCAGUCCUGUGAAUGCACAAGUACUGGAGCUGUGUGCCAACCCAAGACCUGCCAGGACGGCUAUGUCUGCACCAUCUUUAACUUCAAACGAGACUGCUACAGAGCGAGCCCCUGUCUCAGCUCCCCAUGUCUCAACGGAGGAACCUGUGUGGAGGCCAGCAGCAGCUCCUACACCUGUCAAUGUGCAGAGGGCUUCAAGGGCACCAACUGUGAAACGGAAAUAAUCAAGACUGGUGGAUUGGAGGACAAGUGGAUCAUCCUAAUUGGAGUCUUGGUGUCGGUUGCUGUCGUUGCCAUUGUGAUCACAAUUGUGUGUGUUUGCAGACGUAAAGUAAAGAAACACAAGUUACCAGAGGCGAAGCUCAGCAUGAAAACAAGUGUUCCUUAUGAAAACAUGGACAAUGAAAAAGAUGACAAAGUGACCCCUAUGUGACGAUGGUGUGGAGCCAACCCCGUUCUUCUAUCAUCUUGUUUGUUUGUUUUUUAACUUAUACUUAAAAAA